This is a messenger RNA of Scleropages formosus (Asian bonytongue), 7745 nucleotides long. RefSeq names its product helicase with zinc finger (gene helz). The record is from RefSeq and is a predicted model, not a curated record. Lineage: Eukaryota; Metazoa; Chordata; Actinopteri; Osteoglossiformes; Osteoglossidae. Bases 68 to 5809 code for a protein of 1913 amino acids. Gene Ontology annotation, molecular function: metal ion binding; helicase activity. The transcript is spliced from 31 exons. Gene Ontology annotation, biological process: regulatory ncRNA-mediated post-transcriptional gene silencing. Gene Ontology annotation, cellular component: cytosol; P granule.
UGCUUUGCGGCGGCUGACAAGUGGAUCCAAGAUGGCGUAGAAAGUGAAGAGAUUCUGUCCCUGAGUCAUGGCGGACAGGAGGCCAGAGAGGUCAUGUGAAGAAGCCUGCUUGUCGCUGGUGAGGCAGGAGUACGAAGCAGCCGUGAGUCACAGCACGGAGGCGCUCCUUGUACUCCGGCUACGGCCCCCCAGCCCCCCCACAGUGCCCCUCCGCAGCCGGGCCUUGCUGCUCCGCAUCGCCGCCCUGUUGCAGCUGAAAAAGUAUGAUCAAGCAGAUGAAGAUUGUAAACAUGUUUUGGCGGAGGAGUUGGCCAGAGGAGAUGGGUCAUUUCAGGCCAGCCUGCACAGCAUGCUUGUGGACGGCAGCCUACAGGAAGUGUCUAGUAUUCUCUCCAAGUCACUCUUCGGGGAACCUCUGAAUGGAAUCAUUACUAAGGAUCUCUCCAGACUGAAAGUGCUUCUCUCAGAAAUUGAAAAGUUGAGUAGUAAGAUGGCCUCUGUUUACAGUGAAGACAAUGAUGAAGACGUGCAAGAUGGCUGGCUGUUCCGCCCUCCACCCCGAGGAGUGACAAGCAGUGAGGAGUAUACCCUUUGUAAAAGAUUCCUGGAGCAGGGGCUCUGCAGGUACGGCGCCCAGUGCACUUCGGCUCACUCGCAGGAGGAGCUGACGGAGUGGCAGAAGCGCUAUGCUUCCCGCCUUAUCCGUCUCAAACAGCAGCAGGAGAGCCGCCACUUCACUGAGAACUACAUGGAGGCACUCAUCGAGAAGUGGAUGAACUCUCUGACUCCCGAGAAAGUGUUAAGUGAAUACCUGGAUGGUGUGACAGUGGAGCACAGCUCAGAUCUCUCAGUAACCGUCACCACUAAGAAAUCGUCCCACUCCUGGACAUUCUCCCUUUUCUGUAAGCCUGCCCGGACGCUAUAUCGUAUUGCCCUGCUCUAUGAUGCCCAUAGACCUCAUUUCUCUAUCACGGCUGUGCUGGCGGGUGACUCAUCCACCCAGGUCCGCCAGGAGGUGGCUGCUGGCUGCCAAGAGUGGACUGGGGAUGGCCUGGCACAGAAUGGCAUGGACCACUGUGUGUACAAGGUGGAGGUGGGCUUCAGCACGGAGAUAUUUGGGACUUUCCGGCAGACCAUAGUGUUCGACUUUGGCUCUGAGCCGGUGCUGAUGCAGAGGGUCAUGGUGGAUGCUGCUUCAAUAGAGGAUUUGGAACACCUGAUGCAGGCACGACAGCAGCUCCAGAUGAGUGCCAAGCGCUGGGACUCGUCCUGCAAGACUAUUGUGGAGUUCGGGCCCAGCGAAUGCUUGGAGCUGGAGCGCAGCCUGCUGGCACGGUACCAGAUCCCCCUGUCAGCCGACCAGCUCUUCACGCAGUCUGUCCUGGACCGCACCCUCACCAAAGAGAACUAUCAGGCCCGACUCCAUGACCUGCUGUACAUCGAGGAGAUCGCUCAGUACAAGGAAGUCAGCAAGUUUAACAUCAAGGUGAACCUACAGCUGGUGUCCAGCUUCAUGCUGACGGGCAUCUCUGGUGGUGCAAAGUACGCCCAGAAUGGGCAGCUGUUUGCCCGCUUCAAGCUGACGGAGACCCUGUCUGAGGACACGCUGGCUGGCCGUCUGGUCAUGACCAAGGUGAACUCCGUUCUGCUGCUGCCCUUGGGCCGCGAUCGAAUCACACAGCCACCUGGAGUCAAAGAGCGUGUCUAUGAGGCGGUUAUAGAAGAGAAGACCAAGGAGUACAUCUUCUUGCGCAUCUGUAAAGACUGCUGCGAGGAGCUGUCGCUGCAGCCCGACCAGGAACUGCAGGUGGAGCUGCAGUUCCAGUUGAAUCGACUCCCGCUUUGUGAGAUGCACUACGCUCUGGACCGUAUAAAGGACAACACCAUCCUGUUUCCUGAUGCUAGCACGACCCCCACCAUUCCCUGGAGCCCCAACAGACAGUGGGACGAACAACUGGACCCUCGGCUCAAUGCCAAACAGAAGGAGGCUAUCCUGGCCAUCACCACGCCUCUCUCCAUCCAGCUGCCUCCGGUGCUCAUCAUUGGGCCAUAUGGCACAGGCAAAACCUUUACAUUGGCACAGGCAGUCAAACACAUCCUCAAGCAGCCAGAGAGCAGGGUACUCAUUUGUACCCACUCCAACAGUGCUGCUGAUUUGUACAUAAAGGAUUAUCUUCAUCCGUACGUGGAGGCAGGGAACACGCACGCCAGGCCACUCAGGGUGUACUUCAGGAACCGCUGGGUAAAGACGGUCCACCCUGUGGUGCAGCAGUACUGUCUCAUCUCAAGCACACAGUUCACUUUCCAGAUGCCUGAGCGGGAGGACAUCAUCAAGCACCGGGUGGUGGUGGUUACGCUCAGCACCUCCCAGUACCUCUGCCAGCUGGAUUUGGAGCCUGGCAUCUUCACCCACAUUCUACUGGAUGAAGCUGCCCAGGCCAUGGAGUGUGAGACCAUCAUGCCUUUUGCUCUGGCCAGCAAAAACACCCGGAUUGUUCUGGCAGGAGACCACAUGCAGCUCAGCCCAUUUGUGUAUAGUGAGUUCGCUCGAGAGCGGAACCUGCACCUGUCGCUGCUGGACCGCCUGUACGAGCACUAUCCUGCCGAGUACCCCUGUAGGAUACUAUUGUGCGAGAACUACCGCUCUCACGAAGCCAUUAUCAGCUACACAUCAGAGCUGUUCUACGAUGGGAAGCUGAUGGCCAGCGGGAAGCAGCCCUCCCAUAAGGACUUCUACCCCCUGACCUUCUUCACGGCCAGGGGGGAGGACGUGCAGGAGAAGAACAGCACUGCCUACUACAACAAUGCAGAGGUAUUUGAGAUUGUGGAGAGGGUGGAGGAGAUGCGGAGAAAGUGGCCGGUGGCCUGGGGGAAGCUGGAUGAAGGCAGCAUUGGCGUGGUAUCCCCCUAUGCUGACCAAGUGUUCCGUAUCCGUGCUGAACUGCGGAAGAAGAGGCUGUCUGAGGUCAGCGUAGAGAGGGUGCUCAAUGUGCAGGGCAAACAGUUUCGGGUGCUGUUUCUGAGCACGGUGCGAACACGCCAUACCUGUAAACACAAGCAGACGGCCAUCAAGCGCAAGGAGCAGCUGGUGGAAGACUCCACAGAGGACCUGGACUAUGGCUUCCUGUCCAACUACAAGCUGCUUAACACAGCUAUCACGCGUGCUCAGUCCCUGGUAGCUGUAGUGGGCGACCCCAUAGCCCUCUGCUCUGUGGGCAGAUGCAGGAAAUUCUGGGAGAAGUUCAUCUCCAUCUGUCAUGAGAACAGUAGCCUACAUGGCAUCACCUACCAGCAGAUCAAGGCUCAGCUAGAAGCCCUGGAGCUGAAGAAGACCUAUGUGCUCAACCCUCUGGCUCCUGAGUUUGUCCCACGGGCUCUUCGACCUCAGCCCCCUCCAGGCCCCACGAAGCAACAGCAGUCUCCACCUAAGGGUAAAGGGCAACAUGCAGGCCAAGCGGAGCACUUUCAACCGGACGGAUUCGUUCAGCCCAACCCAGCUGUGCUGAUGGGAAAUCCCAUUCGUGCUUUCACUCCACCCCUGGGAGGCAACCCUGCCAUGGGCAAAUCUCCCAGCCCAGUCCAGAGGAUAGACCCUCACACAGGGGCCAGCAUCUUGUACGUGCCAGCAGUCUAUGGAGGAAACAUGGUUAUGCCCAUGCCUUUACCUCUUCCCUGGGCGGGGUACCAGAACCGCUUCGCCUUGGAUCCACGCAUUAUGAGCCACCAGGCGGCAGUAGCCUAUAGCAUGCUGCAGACUCACAACCGCGGAUCACCUGUGCCCUAUGGGGUUAGCCACCCCUCAUCCCUGUGCCUGUGUCCACAGCCCAGUCCUGACAAGGAGCUGCAGCCUGACAUUUGUAGAAAUGGGAAAGUAGAUGGCACUGUAAAGCUAGACCAGAACCGGCUGCAGACAGCAGAAAGGAAAGCUUCAGAUAUGAAAGAGAAACAGGGAGAAUCGGAUCCAGGUCCAAACAGAAGCCCAGAUUCCCAAGAUGGUUUGAGCUUCUCAAACAUCCGUCUUCACCGCAGGGACAACAUCAGUCAGAGACCCCUGAACUUCCACCUGGCGCCCCCCAGCAGUGCUUUCCCCCCCCACCCCAAUAGCAGGCAGUUUCCACACCAGUACCCCUUGCCCCGCCUGCCCUACAGGGUCCCACAGCAGCCCUCUCAGAGUGGUUUGCUCCCCCAACACCCUGGCCAUGUGCACCAUCUCCCAGCUCAACCACCACAUCAGCAGCAACAACUGUCACCUGCUUUUCCUGUGGCCCACGGCCCAUCAUUCUUCAACACUGUAGUUCCCCACCGGGGCCUGCGCUCCCCAAGCCCAGAGACUCUUCCAGAGGAGGUGAACAGCUCCCUGAGGCCUGCCCCCCCACAACUGGGCCCCCUGUCCCACCAGUCAACCGCACAGCAGUCUGGUCACAUCAGCAACUUUGGUGAAGAAAAUCAGGAGGCUGUUGUGGGAGAAGGCAUUGAUGGGCAAGGGCAGACAUCUCUGGAGGCCCUGGCCCAGCAGGCACGACUCAACCACUGGAGUGAGCACAACCACUUCCUCCCAAGCGGAAUGCCCUUCCCCCUGCUUGCCCAGCCUGGACUGCGCUUCCCCCCACAGCUGUUACGCACUGGGGCCUGGCGGUUGGGCACAGGAGCAGAUGACGAGGCAGGAUCCUCCUUCCCUAGGUUUCCUGAUCUGCUGCGAGAGAUGGGCAGUCAGGAACAGGCUGAGCACAGGGAGCCCACAGAGAUGCCACCCCCCCAGUCACGGCUGCUGCAGUACCGGCAGGUGCAGCCCCGCAGCCCUGGGGACCUCCCCUCUCCCUCCACCGGCGCCGGCCACGGCGGGCCGUUCCCGGGGCCGUAUGCAGAUGCCAGCCAGGAGCUGGAGAUGCUCAACAACCAGGCUUUCCAGCAGGUCCAGUACAACCCCUCCUUUACCCACCCGCCCGGGCACUCCACCCCUCCCCCGGUGAAGUACCUUCUCUCAGAGGGCCAGUGGACUCAUGCUGGCCUGCCCCAGAACCAUGUGCUAGGCCAGAGCUUCCCCUUCAACCUGUCCAUCAUGGGUCACCGGCAGGAGCAGGUGCACUUGAUGCAGUUGCAACAACAGCAGAAGCCACAGCAGCAGGCCCAGCCCCCGGCACCAGAGCCUUAUCAUCCCCUCUCUCCCCGGACCGUGAACGCCAACCCCCUUCAUGGCCUAGAAGAGUAUGAACCUCGGGGACCUGGCAGGCCACUGUACCAAAGGAGGAUCUCCUCUGGCUCCUCACAGCUGUACCCAGAUGAGGCAGGAAAGCUCCAGGGAGCCCAGGCACCAUGUAAAGACCUGCAGGAUCAUCCCAAUCUCCUAUACAGCUUCUCCCCGGCAGAGCGGUGGCCCAACAGCAGCAGCUCAGCCUCUUUCCAGAACAUUCCGUGCAAUGGAGCCAGCACAUUGGUUCCACAUCGGGACCUUUUUGCUUCAGCAAAGGCCACAUGCGCAUCCGAAGAGCCCCUGAAGACAGACUGCAGUCAGCCAGCAGCCCACCCGCUCAGCUCUCUCCAGCACCUUGGACAGUUUCCUCCCCUCAUGCCCAGCAAACAGCCAACACCUGACCCUGGAGGAGGGGAUGGGUCUGGCCUUGGGGGCCUCCAGGUUCCCAGCCUUAGCAAGCCACCCACCAUGUCAUAUGCCAGUGCGCUCCGUGCUCCCCCAAAACCCCGAGCUCUUCCUGAACAAGUGAAAAAGAACAGUGACCCCUUGUCCCUAUUACAGGAACUUAGCAUAGGCAGUGCAACAAACAGCAAUGGAUAUUAUUCAUAUUUUAAAUGAGCACAAUAAAUACACCUUGAAAAAUCAACAAAAAAAUAGUAAAACACUAAAAAUACAUGAUAAAAAGUGCUUUUAAAAGUUGUUUUUAUAGUUAGACAAAGAAUUAGUAAUGUCUGUUCUUUUACAGUUUGACAUAUCUGUGAUUAAAAAAUGCAGCAAAAUAUAUAUUAAGAAAUAUAAAACUUGAAAAAAAAAAAAAAAAAAGAUUUGGCUGACCUUUCAGCUGCCUGUCUUUACUUUUCGUUUCUUCCUUCUGUUUGCCAGUUUCUGAAGUAAUUGUUAAAGCUCUUUGGCUGUUGGCUGGCCUUUUUUAUGUUGUUUUCAUGUUCAGUUUCAGCUGUGCUUUAAGGUAUGAUCAGCUGAGAGGUCAACUAAAUCGUGCAAAAUAUAUGAGACAUUGUAUAGAAGUAGUUGCUUUUCUCUAACCUGUAUAUACAAAGAAAAUAAGUGAACUUGAUGUAUGCACAUGCUUAAUUAUCUUUGCCAUGUUAGCAUUAGACUUUCUGUUGAGUCUUUGUGACAAAAUGCUUGAUUCUGUUUUUCACAUGUCCACCUGAACUCUUCAGAUCUAAAACUGUAAUAAUCAUUUGAAAAUAAAGUUGAAUACAAUCCUCAAAUAGACAUGCACGGCAAAACAAGCCAAAAUGACACAACAAAUAACGAACAAGUGUCCCUUCCUACUCAUUCUAAAACAAUAGGAUUUUUUACAUCAGCUGUUUCUUCAAUUUGACAAAUUUUCAGAUUAUUAUGCAGUUUAAGCACAGAUCACUUGCUUAAACAUCCACUCCUGAGCCCCCCCCUCCGCCAAAAUAGCCAGAAAUUAUAAUUCAGAUGUCAAGUCUUUGUCUUCCUGUUCCUGUGUUUUUAGAGAACAAAUUGUGCUUUAGUUGAGUAUGCAGCCAAACCAAGCUAAGAAACAAGUGAUUGCAGUCUUUGCCGUGUGUUAUUCCUCAGACAAAAUUGCAUUUUAUUGUUUUCUGGUGAUUAUUUGGACAUAUGGAACGUGAUGUAUGAACAUGGAGGUCUUGAUAUGGUUUCUGAAGAUUUUGUCAGAACGUGCAGAAGAGCUGGACUCGGAUUAGUAGUUUGUCUUGAGGGAUGGUGGAGAGAAAUUCAAGGCAGUUUGUUCAUGGCUGUUGAUGUCGUCUUCAGAUUUCCACCCAAGAGUUGCAGGCAAAUCAGUGUGAACAGUGUCAGGUCGGCUCCAGUCAGAAUCAACAUCUCUUUUGUUGUAUUUUAUCUCUUGCUGUUUUCCAGUGACAGUUACACACUUGCUGACAGAGGGCUGACUAUCCUAGGAGUGCAAGGCACCUCUACACAGGAACAGAGGAUCUUUUGUGCUGUGUUGAUUUACUAAGAGAGGGCUGAAUGGAGUUUGAGAGGGGAAAUAUAAGUAGCACUUUCUAGCACAUGGCCAUACAUGCAGAGAGAGCAAACACUUGGUACAUACAGUGAAUGUCUGUGAUGUCAAAAUAAUGAUAUAAAUGGAUGUACAUACUUCAUCCAAUUAACAGACUUGUUUUAUUAAUGCCAGUCAGGACUUUUAGAAAAAAAUUGAAAACACAUUUUGUCAGCUUUAUAUAGUUUCUUUCACGUGGGGCAUUUGUGACAUUUUGGCUUGUUGCAGCUGUUAUAAAAUACAAAAGUACAUUUCAUGAUAGCCUAUAUAUGUAUAGCAAAAUGUCCAUUUGAAAGGGUUUGGAGAGAUGAUCAGGUCAGUGCCCUGGAUAAUAAAUACACUGAAGCUUUUGCCCAGUGGUACAGUUACAUUACCACAGCUUUGUUUGCUAUAGUUUUAACUCACCGAGCCUGACUUCUUGAGGGCUGGCUAAUGACUGAAAAUUCAUCAUUUAGAAUUAAAGUAAUACCUAGUCAAAGCUGUACAAAAAACUAAUUUAUGAAGGGAAGUGUUUCAUUGUUAGCCUAGGGUAAAGGA